This is a messenger RNA of Alosa sapidissima (American shad), 1683 nucleotides long. RefSeq names its product paired box 2a (gene pax2a). The transcript is spliced from 10 exons. Gene Ontology annotation, molecular function: RNA polymerase II cis-regulatory region sequence-specific DNA binding; DNA-binding transcription factor activity, RNA polymerase II-specific. Gene Ontology annotation, biological process: regulation of transcription by RNA polymerase II; anatomical structure development. The record is from RefSeq and is a predicted model, not a curated record. Bases 204 to 1427 code for a protein of 407 amino acids. NCBI's taxonomy places the organism in Eukaryota, Metazoa, Chordata, Actinopteri, Clupeiformes, Clupeidae.
UAAACCAAUGAAAGGGCAUUCAUGUCAAGUUAAAGUGUUAAAACAUGUUGCUUAAGUCUAUAAAACAGAAGGACUGACAGUAGCCUAUACGUUAGGCGAGCGCAGGUGUGCCUGCGCCUGUUUGGAACUGUUUUGGUAUGACGCACUACACUCUGAAAUGUAUCUUAGUGUAAUGAAAAUAUCGCAUCCUGUUUGUUUUCUAUAUGUAUGUAAUGUUAUGGUUUCCUCUGUGUGCUGUUGUAUCCCAUAUAGGGCAUGGGGGUGUAAACCAGCUAGGGGGGGUGUUUGUGAAUGGCAGACCCCUACCUGAUGUUGUGAGGCAAAGAAUUGUGGAGCUGGCGCACCAAGGGGUCAGACCUUGUGACAUCUCCAGACAACUCCGGGUCAGCCAUGGUUGUGUCAGCAAAAUCCUUGGCAGAUACUAUGAGACCGGCAGUAUUAAACCCGGAGUUAUCGGGGGCUCUAAACCAAAAGUGGCAACUCCCAAAGUUGUGGACAAAAUUGCAGACUACAAACGGCAAAAUCCAACAAUGUUUGCCUGGGAAAUACGGGAUCGACUUUUGGCCGAGGGUGUCUGCGACAAUGACACUGUACCUAGUGUGUCAUCCAUCAACAGGAUUAUACGGACCAAAGUUCAGCAGCCUUUUCAUACAUCGCCGGACGGAACAGGAACUCCCCUCAGCACCGCAGGCCACACCAUAGUCCCCAGCACUGCCUCACCCCCAGUGUCCAGUGCCUCGAAUGACCCAGUCGGCUCCUACUCUAUCAAUGGCAUUCUGGGAAUCCCCCGUUCCAACGGAGAAAAGAGAAAACGAGAGGAUGUUCUCUGGAGUGGCAACCUGGAUGGGAGGAAAAUAGGAUAUUAUGGUUCUGAUGGGUCGGGGCCAAACAGCGAUUCUCAGGGCAGCGUGGAGAGUUUACGGAAGCACCUGAGGGCGGACGCGUUCACCCAACAGCAGCUGGAGGCUCUGGACCGGGUGUUUGAGCGGCCAUCUUACCCAGACGUCUUCCCCUCAUCGGAGCACGUCAAACCAGAGCAGGCUAACGAAUACUCACUACCAGCACUGAACCCCGGACUGGACGAGGUCAAGCCCAGUCUGUCGACCAGCGCCAGCUCUGACCUGGGCUCCAGUGUGUCACAAAGCUACCCUGUAGUGACAGGUCGUGACAUGGCGAGCACCACUUUACCGGGAUACCCUCCCCAUGUACCCCCCACCGGCCAGGGCAGCUACCCCACUUCAACCCUUGCUGGAAUGGUGCCUGGAAGUGAUUUUUCUGGAAAUCCGUACUCCCAUCCACAGUAUACAACAUACAAUGAAGCAUGGCGGUUCAGCAAUCCAGCAUUACUAAGUUCCCCUUAUUAUUAUAGUGCCGCAUCCCGGGGCUCCGCGCCGCCCACUGCUGCCACUGCGUAUGACCGCCACUAGUUACCAUGGAAACCAAAUCAAACUGAAGGACCAUGGCGGAGGCCUCCAUAUCGCACCAGUCUGAAUGGUGUUAAAGACAAAGACAAUGGCUCCAAAAGUAACCAGUUCAAGGGGGAAACCGCUGGAUCAAGGGGAUCAGCUGAUGAUGGAGAUCCACACCCACUGAAGUCCCCUCCCCGGACCUGCAGAGCACUCAAAACAUCAGGCGCCGUUCUCGUUUUCAACGAAGACCUGACGAUUUCCACAGGGAACUUUG